AUGAUAUAUAGUCGUGACAGCAACAUGAUCUUGAGUUAUAGAAAGUUCAACAAAUUUUCAGAUGAUUUAACAAACGAGAUCGUCAAUGCCAAGUAUUUUCAAUAUAAAGAAGGGUUUUCUCAAGCUCUGAUCGGUGAUAGGUAUUUUGUAUGGGAAAAGCAGAUUGGUGAAAAAUUACAAGGGGUUGUCACUUUGCAAAUUUCAGUUACCGAUUUCGUGCUUUGGUUCAUCAAUUUAUUAAUCACUCGGUCAAAAGUGGGCUUUUCCAAAAUAGAGGAUUUGUCAGAAUUUUCCGAUUUGGUGACCGACACAUUUGCUGAAAAAUUGAAGCACACUGUUGAGCACGACAUGUGGGAUGAAAUUGGUAGGGAGCAUUUCAGAUCAAGUGUUGAAUUUUUCACAUCUCGUGGCCAACCUUUGGAAGCUGUUUUACCAGCUUUCCCGUGCAAAUCAUCCAACUAUGAAAAAGUGUCUGGUGACUUACCCGAUAAGGGGGAGGAGCUUGCCUUGCAGAGGUUAUUACAUUUCGCUGAGGAAGUUCAUAAAAUAUAUCCUCCUGGUAUAAUCAUUUGGAUUGUCAGUGACGGUCACGUGUUUAGCGAUUGUAUUGCCGUUGAUGAUUCCAAAGUAAAUCGAUAUUCAGCUGCGUUGAAGCAAAUGUAUAAAAAGAUUAAACAAGCGGACACAUCACCAAUUAAAUUCUGCUCAUUGCCGGAAAUUUUCGAAUUUUCCAAAGAGCUUCCAGCAAUGGUUGAGCAUGUUGACUUGGGCCACUUCUUAGGUACUGAGAUAGAUCCCGUAUCAGAAGUUUGUCGCAAGAUAUUAAUGUCAUCGUGCGAUACUGAUAAUGGUAAAUUGAGGGAGGAUAUCAAGACACCAGGUCAUGCAAGACUAUAUUUGUUCCGUGGAUUCUCCAAAUUCAUGACUGAAGAUUUGCAAUUUCAUCCUAAAGUUGGAAAGAUGACUAGGAAAAAGUUUAAAAAGAUUGUUAGCCAAGUGGCAUACGAAAUGAUAAAGCGUAAUGAUGCAUAUUCAAAUUUGGUGGAGUUGAUGUUUCCAUUUCAUCUAAGAUUUUCAAUACAUGCUCACAACAACGCUGGUCCUAAAUUUGGAAUCUCAUUAUUGAGUAAAAUUGGAACUGAACAAUGCCUUCCAAUCGAAAGUAUUCAAGAUCACAAGGAGCCAAGAUGCACGGAUCUUUUGCACAUUCCUACUCCUUGGCACAAUUCAAUCGUAAGGAUCAAUGAUGAUGAAACAUUUUAUGUCAUUAAAGCCGCAAAGGUUAAUCAAGACUUGGGUGAUGGUUAUGGCAGUGGUGGCUGGGAUCCAAAGAGUCUUCACUAUGUCUUUACAACAAAUUAG
Molecule: messenger RNA, 1362 nt
Organism: Lodderomyces orthopsilosis Co 90-125
Lineage: Eukaryota; Fungi; Ascomycota; Pichiomycetes; Serinales; Debaryomycetaceae
Gene: DIT1
Product: Dit1p
Exons: 1
Coding region: 1-1362 (453 amino acids)
Source: RefSeq, a predicted model, not a curated record